Molecule: messenger RNA, 1137 nt
Organism: Penicillium cinerascens
Lineage: Eukaryota; Fungi; Ascomycota; Eurotiomycetes; Eurotiales; Aspergillaceae
Exons: 1
Coding region: 1-1137 (378 amino acids)
Source: RefSeq, a predicted model, not a curated record
AUGCCAGCUCCUAUGCCUCCGCCCCCGGGCUAUUCAGAGGGCCCCGAGCAAAUGCAGCAAUGGUUGCAGGCAAAAACAGAGGAUGACCGCCGCAGUCAAGAAGAAGAGAAAACUCGCCAAGAAGCCUUAAAAUUGGAGCAGCGCAAGGUCGAACAGGCUAUUCUGGCAGAUUCCCUACGUGCAGGUGUUCCUCCGCAUAUGCUGCCGCUUCUCUUUACGGGCAUGUGUGCAGGUAAUGCAAUUUCAAAUUCGACACAGGAUAUGAUUCAGCAGUCUACAGUCCAGACAUCUCGAACAGAGAGCCCCCGCUCUCGUUUCCAGCCAGCAUUUCCAGACCCUGGAAUAUCGACGACUUUUUCCCCACUAGCUCAACAUCCGGCUGGGUCUCAACGUGAUCUACCAGUGAACACGGCUCAAAAUGUACCUGCUGGAGCUGGAAAUAGUCCCUCACAUUCCGCAACUACAGGCAUUCUGAAACCCGUUGGCCAUCUUGCUCGAUCGGUAGAAGUGCCUGGCCAAGCUCUGACACCACCAAAUUUUCCCUCGAUCCCACAUGCCAGUGCUUCGCAGCAACAGCAGCAACAGCAGCAGCAGCAGAAUGCCGCAAUCCGAAAUGAUUCCAGGGCGCGUCGGUCCUCUCCGUCCAUCUCUUUCCACCACUGGAUUCCCCCACAAGCCCACAUGCAGGCCGAUGGUCAGAUCACAUCGAGCCGUAAGCGAAAAUCCUCAUACCCCCAUCAUCAAGUACCUCCACCAUCCACUCAUUCGUCCGAUACGCCUGCAAGGAUAGUCUCAUCCGACAUAAAAGGAUAUAUUGGAGAAAUCAGCAGAAUAUCUCCAAGAUCUCCACGCCAGCGGCAUCAAAGCGACAUGUCCAGUUCAUACGAAUCACGCGAAGUGGAUUACCCGGGCCAGACCGCAACCGUUGAACAAACCGCCGCUGGACUGCUACAUCGAAAAGAGCAGGAAAGAUGCAGGGGUUUCAAGCACGAGGAAGAUCGCAGAAGUCCAGAUCGCGAAGCUCAAAAUCAACCGUCCCAGACAUUGACCUCGGACAACGAAAACUUAUCGACGCCCUCGCUAGGCACGGGCGUUAGCACAAGGUCUGGAGGGACCAGCAAUCGUGAUCGACAUUAG